AUGCCUGCACCCGGCCCUAAUGCUCCUCUUCAGGAGCGCCUGCUUGCGCUCGCGCAGACCCUCCAGUUUGCUUGGUUCGCUGGCCACGUUACCCUCAUCCUCGCCACGAUCCGAUACAGCUUCUCCUGGCUGCGCAUGAACUACUAUGGUGGCAUGGCCGUCUUUUGCUACCGCACCUCGUUUAUCGCCGCCGCCCUCACCUACGGCAUCGUCGUCUACAAGACCCAAAAGUCCCGCGCGAAGACUGGCACCCAGCUGCCCGGCGGCGUCGUCGGCCUGCUUGGCGAUGAGAACAUCCAGUACCUCCUGAUGGCCCUCGUCUGGCUCAUUGCCCCCCAGUAUCCUCUGGCGCUCGUCCCCUACUCCGUCUAUUCCACCUUCAACGCUGCCACCUACGUCCGCGCCAACCUGCUGCCCGUCAUCAGCCCUGCGCCCCCCGCCGCCGACGGUGCCUCGCCCCGUAAGACGUCUAGCCCGCUCGCUGACCGAAUCGGCGCCUUUGUCAAGGACUACUACGACUCAUCCAUGUCCAUUGUCUCGGGCCUCGAGAUUCUGCUCUGGUUCCGCAUCGUCCUAUCCGCCAUCCUCUUCCAGCGCCGCUCCUGGAUCCUCCUUGGCCUCUAUACUGCCUUCCUCCGUGCCCGCUACGCCCAGAGUACCCACGUCCAGACCUCGUUUGGCCAGCUCGCUGUCCGCAUCGAUUCACUCGUGUCUGCCCAGGGUACCCCUCCCGCCGCCCGCCAGGUCUGGGAGAAUGUCAAGAACUACACCCGUCAGUUUCGCGACGCCACCGAGCUGAGCCGCUACAUUGGCGGUGCCGGCCCCGCCAAGAAGACCUCUUAA
Messenger RNA from Cordyceps fumosorosea ARSEF 2679, 843 nucleotides. RefSeq names its product putative protein family UPF0121. The transcript has 4 exons. Gene Ontology annotation, biological process: endoplasmic reticulum tubular network organization; membrane organization. The record is from RefSeq and is a predicted model, not a curated record. Gene Ontology annotation, cellular component: endoplasmic reticulum; membrane. Bases 1 to 843 code for a protein of 280 amino acids. NCBI's taxonomy places the organism in Eukaryota, Fungi, Ascomycota, Sordariomycetes, Hypocreales, Cordycipitaceae.